Molecule: messenger RNA, 1084 nt
Organism: Cuscuta campestris
Lineage: Eukaryota; Viridiplantae; Streptophyta; Magnoliopsida; Solanales; Convolvulaceae
Source: the annotation of a GenBank genome assembly
CAUCGUACCACUAUGAGGGUGUUAAUGAUUAAUGUCUUUGUUCUUUCCUACUCCUUAAAAACAAGAUUUUGUACGGGCAAGAAACCACUGGUUCUUCCGAAACCCCCAAAUUCCAUUCAGAAUUAGGGCAAGAAACUCCGAAAGAACAGAAAAGAAAGGCUUCUUCUGGUGGGCAUAAAUCACACGCGCAGAGAGCGAUGGUGUGCAUCCGCAAGGCGACGAUCGACGAUCUGCUGGCGAUGCAGGCGUGCAACCUGAUGUGCUUGCCGGAGAACUACCAGAUGAAGUACUACUUCUACCACAUCCUCUCCUGGCCGCAGCUGCUCUAUGUGGCGGAGGACUACAACGGCAAAAUCGUCGGCUACGUCCUCGCCAAGAUGGACGAGGAGACCAACGAGUGCCACGGCCACAUCACCUCCCUCGCCGUCCUUCGCACCCACCGCAAACUUGGCAUUGCCACCAAGCUCAUGACUGCUGCCCAGAACGCUAUGGAACAGGUUUUUGGAGCAGAAUAUGUGUCAUUGCAUGUCAGGAAAGGUAACAGGGCAGCAUUCAAGCUGUACACGGAGACAUUAGGGUACCAAAUUCAUGAUGUAGAAGCAAAGUACUAUGCAGAUGGCGAAGAUGCUUAUGAUAUGAGGAAACUAUUGAAAGGUAAGAAGCAUCAGCAUCAACACCACCACCACCACACCGGAGGCGGGUGUUGCUCCAGGGAAGUGAAAGCAGAUGGAAAGGAUGGCGCGACAGAAGGGAAGGCACAUUGAUACUGCUAGACAAUCGCGCAUACCAUUGUUUGCAUCCCUUGCCCUUUCUCGUUUCUUUAUUCAAAACCCACUCUUGCACGUUUAUGUUCUUUCCUUUAUGUCCAUCAUGUUAUCUCAUCAAUAUCACAUUAUAUCUUGAAGUCGGUUGGAUGAUCAUCUUUUCUUUUCUUGGGGGUGUGGAUUUGUCACGGAAUGAUAAAAUGGUGUUGAAAUCUGGGUAUUGCUUACCCGUAUAGCAGGUAAUGUGGAUUAAAAUAUUACAAGUUUCUCUUAGGCUCAUAUGAAUUUUUAGUCUUUUAUGUUACAUUGAUACCCAAAUU